Toxorhynchites rutilus septentrionalis is the source of this 1057-nucleotide messenger RNA. RefSeq lists its product as uncharacterized. NCBI's taxonomy places the organism in Eukaryota, Metazoa, Arthropoda, Insecta, Diptera, Culicidae. The record is from RefSeq and is a predicted model, not a curated record. The coding region runs from base 163 to 1011 and encodes 282 amino acids. The transcript has 4 exons.
AAUAAAAAUUAGCUUUUACUCACAAACUUGCUACUUUGAGCAAAGUAAACUGUUUGAGUGUUUACUCAUAUUGAUAUGAAUAAAGAUAUGCUUUACUCGGAGUAAGUUCGAAUUCGAAAAUAGCUUUCACUCUGUCAAAACGAUCGGUUUGGUUUGUUGUCAAUGGAGUUGUUUGUUUAUUUUUGUAGCGUUGGAAAUUUAUUCUGCUUGUGGUGCCGUUCGUUGCGAAAUAAAAGCAUGGAUCUGGACGGUAACAACGAUUUUGAAGAAAUAAACGCCGAGUAUAUCGAGAGCGAAUACGAUACUGACAAAGAUGAAGAUAAAUCUCGCUGGGGAGCAAGUGAAACAAGCGGAGAUGAAAUAUUCGUCAGAGUUUUGAAACUUUAUGGAAAGGUUCUUUUGGAGAAAAGUCAAGUUCCUGAAGUGAAACGUAAAAAGAAAACUGCGCUAAAAGUGGUAGAAGAACAGCUUCUGAUUCAGUACGGGAUUUCGAUGUCUGGAAAACAGAUAAGCAAGAAAGUGCAAAAUUUGAAGGCGAGAAUCAAAGAAAAGACGGAUACCAAAGCGACUGGAAACAAAAAAAUCACAUUAAAAAGUCACGAAACAGAUUUUUUUAACAUUAUGGGUGGAAUAGAAAAUCCCAGCGUGUCCAAAAGAUGUUAUGGCGUUUCAUUUGGGUCGACAACUUCACUUGCUGGUCCGUCAAUUUCUGAAGAUUCUACAUUAUAUGAUGUCGAAAACAUGGAUGAAACGGAUCCAAUUCCAAGUACUGAGGAACAUUUGAACGAUACUCUGUCGACGAAGAUCAGAACUAACGUUACACAGCGAGCUAUAUUGGAGCAACAACUGAAACUGAUAAAGGCACAGCAAGAUUAUACAGCUCAACUAAAAGUCCAACAGGAUGAGAGACAUAAAAAAGAAAUGGAGCUGCUGGCACUGAAAAAAGAAGUAGCUCUACUUCAAUUUAAAAUGUUGAGAAACAAUAAUUAUGUGGAAUUGAGUAAUGAAUAAGUAAAUAAGUGCGUAUGUGUGUGCGUGUGUGUGGACGAGUAAUGUA